Messenger RNA from Amaranthus tricolor (Joseph's coat), 1815 nucleotides. Its product is annotated as tRNA dimethylallyltransferase 9. Lineage: Eukaryota; Viridiplantae; Streptophyta; Magnoliopsida; Caryophyllales; Amaranthaceae. Gene Ontology annotation, molecular function: tRNA dimethylallyltransferase activity. Bases 36 to 1379 code for a protein of 447 amino acids. Gene Ontology annotation, biological process: tRNA modification; cytokinin biosynthetic process. The transcript is spliced from 12 exons. The record is from RefSeq and is a predicted model, not a curated record.
CUCAACUAGAGAAGUAAAAUAGUGAGAGUAGAGAGAUGAAUGGAGUAAUAGGACUGCGUGUUCGUCCAUGGAGUUUUCACCUCUUCUUUGACUACUCUCCUUCAACUUUUCCCGUGCGUCGGGAACUAUGCUGUUCUGCUUCCUUCAAAAGCGACAGAAAAGAGAAGAUAAUCGUUAUCUCCGGUCCUACUGGCGCCGGUAAAUCCCGCCUCGCACUCGAGCUUGCUAAGCGUAUUAAUGGAGAAAUUAUCAGUGCCGAUUCUGUUCAGAGGAUUAAAAAUGGGACUCCGUCAUCUGUUUACCAAGGUCUUGAUGUUGGCUCUGCCAAGCCUACACCCGCUGAGAGGAAGGAGGUACCUCAUCAUUUGCUAGACAUUUUGCACCCAUCUGAAGAAUAUUCUGUUGGUCAAUUCUAUGAGGAUGCAAGACAAGCCACAAGAGAUGUUCUUAACAAGGGUCGUGUUCCUAUAGUUACGGGAGGAACUGGUUUGUAUCUGCGGUGGUUCAUAUAUGGAAAGCCUGAUGUUCCGAAAGCAUCUCAUAAUAUUACUUCUCAAGUGUAUGCUGAGCUUGAAAAUCAUCAAUUAGACGAGGAUUGGGAUGCAGCUGUAAAGUUGGUGGUUGAAGCAGGAGUCCCAAAUGCCCCAUCUUUCCCAAAAAAUAAUUGGUAUCGCUUACGGCGUAGCCUUGAGAUUGUUAAGUCAAGUGGAUCUCCUCCAUCAGCCUUCCCAUUACCAUAUGAUUCUUUCAAAGAGCAAUUAGAUUCGGCUGCAGCAAAUGAUUGUCUCAAUAAAGAUGAAAUUGAAGGGAGUCGAUUGAAAGAUUUGGACUAUGACUUCGCUUGUUUUUUCCUUUCAAGCCCUCGACUGGAUUUGUAUAGGUCUAUUGAUUUUCGGUGUGAAGAUAUGUUGUUGGGCUGUGAUGGGAUUUUGUCAGAGGCCAAAUGGCUUCUUGAUAUUGGUAUUCCUCCCAAUUCAAACUCUGCUACUCGAGCUAUUGGUUACCGACAGGGUAUGGAGUAUUUGUUGAGAUGUAGGGAAGGAGGUCAAAGCUCUGCAAGGGAAUUCUUGUCUUUCCUAUCUGAAUUUCAAAAAGCAUCCAGGAAUUUUGCAAAGAGGCAACUGACAUGGUUCCGUAAUGAGCCUAUUUAUCAUUGGCUCAAUGCUUCUAGACCCAUGGAGCAGGUCCUGAAUUUCAUCCAGGACGCAUACCUUGACCAAAAUACAACUUUGACAGUACCAGAAUCCCUGAGAAUGAAGAAUAAUAUUUCUAAUCAUCGAGAAAUGGCUGAACUAAAGGCAUACAGGACAAGAAAUAGGCAUUUUGUUUCACAAGAAGAUUGUGCUGAUAUUCUGACAUGGAUAAGAACUGAAGGAUAAUUUUAGAGGAUAUAUAUUUACGUUGUACAAGAAUCAGGGACCAGGAAGAAUCAUAAUGACUUUGAAGAACCAGGAUGUCUUAUAAACUUGUGCUUGUGCCUCCUGAUUGAUCUCCCAAAAACACAUUGCUACAUUUGUUGCCACUACAAAAGCUGUGGGAAGGUAAGGUAUGAGAACACUGACGAGUGACUCCCCCUCGCUCUUACUCGUGAUUUUCAGUGAUACCAACAAUUGAAUGUUGUCAUCUGCCAUACUGUUUUAAGUCGGAUAGGAAAUUCAAUCGAUAGAGAACAGUUUUUUCAAUUUCGACACACUUUGCCUGCUAAAUUAUUCUUAAAUUAUAGUAUAACUAGUUUAGAAGCCCGUACAAUGCAUGAAGUGUUUAAGAAAAGUAUGUCAAUAUUUCAUAUUUUAAUAAAAUAAUUACUUUGGAUAA